GCGGCCGCCGCCCCUUCGCUUCCCGAGCAUGGCGGGGUCGCUGCCACCGGCCGCCCCUCUGCCCAUCCACCGCCUCGAGGAGCCGCUGCUGAGGAGGCUGAGCGGCUCUCUGGACCGGGCGGCUCCGGGCAGAGGCUGGAGGGACUUGGCGCAGCUGGCCGGCAGCCACCGCGGCGUGAAGCUGAGUUCCCUGGAAUUGGAACAGUGUUCUCUCCAAGUACUGGAGCCUGAAGGAAGUCCGAGCUGGAGUCUCCUUCAACUAAUGGGAGAGAGAGGCUGCACUGUGUUGGAGCUGACAGAAUUGCUGCAGGCUUUAGAACACACUGAGGCACUUCAGUGUCUCAACCCCCCAAGUAUAAUGAUAGUUGUAGAACCAGAAUCUCAAGCUGUUCUAUCUGGCCAGACAGUGAAGCUAAGCUGCUGGGCAGCUGGUUAUCCACUUCUUCAUUAUCAGUGGUUCAAAGAAAACAAAGCGGUUCCACGUGGCAAUACUCAAGAACUGGUGCUCAACCAAGUAAGUGCAGAGGAUGCUGGUUUUUACAUAUGCCGAGUAAACAGUGACUAUACUUACCAGUUCAGCCAGUGGGCGCAGCUAGAUGUCUGCACAAUCCAAGGAGCUUGCCAUGGAAACUGCCCAGAUUUACCUGAAAAGAAAAUACAUAUUUACAUCCAUCCGCAGUGCCAAAACCUGCUAGUAGGGGAAACGUUGAUUCUGCAGUGCGGAGCUAUAGGAAUCCCUAUGCCACAAUAUCAGUGGUACAGAAAUGGAUCUUCACUGCCUAAUGGGGAUAAAAAGGUCUAUAUGGUCUCCUGCAUAGACACCGAACACCAAGGUACAUAUUGGUGCCGUGUAUACAACAACCAAGACAAUCAAGAAAGCAGGAAGAUAAAAGUUGUUAUAGGUGGAAAAUCUAUUGCAGUAGAAUGCUCUGAAGAGGACUUAAGUGGCCUUGGAGUGCCUGAUCUUAAAGAACCGUCGUCUGAAAGGCAAUUUGCGGUAGACAAAGUAGCGCUGCUGAUGGGAAACAUGAGCUAUUAUAAUCAUCCUAAGCUCAAGGCUCCGUUAGUGGAUGUUUAUGAGCUGACCAACUUGCUGAGGCAACUGGACUUCAAAGUGGUUUCUUUGCUGGAUCUUACUGAACCUGAGAUGCGGAAUGCGGUAGAUGAGUUCUUACUGCUGCUGGACAAAGGAGUAUACGGGCUAUUAUAUUAUGCUGGCCAUGGCUAUGAAAACUAUGGUAACAGUUUUAUGGUUCCUAUAGAUGCCCCAAAUCCCUAUCGAGCUGCAAACUGUCUGUGUGUACAAAAUAUUCUCAAACGGAUGCAAGAAAAGGAUACUGGCCUCAAUGUAUUUUUACUGGAUAUGUGCAGGAAAAGGAAUGAAUAUGAUAAUACCGUCCUCAUCUUGGAUGCCCUGAAGGUUACAGCUAACAUUGUUUUUGGAUACGCCACGUGCCAAGGAGCAGAAGCUUUUGAAAUUCAGCAGUCUGGCUUAGCCAAUGGGAUUUUCAUGAAGUUCUUGAAGGAGCGCUUGUUGGAGGACAAGAAAAUUACUGUGCUGCUGGAUGGUGUAGCAGAAGAUAUGGGCAAGUGUCACCUUACCAAAGGCAAGCAGGCUUUGGAGAUUCGCAGCAGCUUAUCUGAGAAGAGAGCAUUAACUGAUCCUAUUCAGCAAACAGUAACGUCGGCAGAGUCAUUAGCGCGGAAUCUGCAGUGGGCAAAAGCUCACGAACUUCCUGAAAGCAUGUGCCUUCAGUUUGCCUGUGGUGUUCAAAUUCAGCUGGGUUUCGCAGCAGAAUUCUCCAAUGUCCUGAUUGUCUACACAAGAAUAGUAAAGAAACCUUCUGAAAUCACUGUUUGCAAAGCUUAUGUUACAGAUUUCCCCCUCGACUUGGAUGUGGACCCCAAAGGGGCAAACAAGGGGACUCCUGAGGAAACCGGAAGCUAUUUGCUUUCAAAGGACUUGCCCAAACAUUGUCUCUACACUCGAAUAAGUUCUCUACAGAAGCUAAAGGAAGAUUUAACCUUCACAGUUUGCCUGCACUAUGAAUACGCAGGAGUAGAUGAUGUCGUGGAUGAAAGGAAGGUGGUUAACAUUGGCAAGCCCCUCAUUGCGAGACUGCGCAUUCAUCAAGGAUACAGAAAGAAUAGUUGUUUCCACAGCUUCUGCGGGCCUGAUGGGCCUUGUUUCGCCCACUUGUCUGGUGCAGAGGCAGAUGGAUAUAGCCCCUCUCAUCACAAUCACCAGCCACAUUGUUAUACAGGUUUCCCCCAGCAAAGCCCUGCUCACUCAGGAAGUGUUUUGCAACCGGUGAGGUGCCAGUGCAGUAUGUCACCAAACAGGUUGGUCGCAUGGUCACCAACCUGGUUGUAUCCAUCCAAUUCGAACCAAAGCAACGUACCUGUGGAGACGACGGAUGAACUGGAAUCUGAUUUCUCAGGAAGCUUGAGGCUGUCUCAUCAACAGUAGUCGAAGCUUCUGUGUGGCAGUUUAGCAGCAACAUUCCUCAGGCAGCGAUUUGCAGUGCUGCUUGUGUGUCUUGGAUUUUGAGGAAAGGGCAUUAAUAGGUCUCAUUGGGCGUCCCACUUGAGUUCUGUUGAAUUAUUUAGCCAGGAUCCCAAGUUGUUGGGAAUAUGAGUUGGCACAUAAGUACUUAGGAAAUCUUCUUGGACCACAGGAAAUUCCCAGUUAUUUUCCUGGAUAAGGAAACUGCAGGGCAUGUUGCAAUACAGUAGUAAGAAAGAGUCUGAUUGACUUCAAGCCCAGCUAUGUAUCAUGGAAGAGUAUGUAUAUUCUCUUUUAACAUGUUGAAAACAAUCGGAACUGCAACAUAAUGUUGCACCAUGAUGGUCUGCCUGUCCAGACUUCCAGCAUUUCUAAACCCCCCAAAAUAUUUUCCACCCACUGCUCCCUAACAGUCAGCAUUCCAUGAGGCACUGAGCACAUAUAGUCCUGUAUUGGGUGUGGGGCUCACUCCCUUGGGGUUUUUACCUCUAGAAUUUUUUUCUAUACAAACUUUGGGGUUCUUCAA
Molecule: messenger RNA, 3032 nt
Organism: Lacerta agilis (Sand lizard)
Lineage: Eukaryota; Metazoa; Chordata; Lepidosauria; Squamata; Lacertidae
Gene: MALT1
Product: MALT1 paracaspase
Exons: 17
Coding region: 29-2470 (813 amino acids)
Biological process (GO): proteolysis
Molecular function (GO): cysteine-type endopeptidase activity
Source: RefSeq, a predicted model, not a curated record